Messenger RNA from Sardina pilchardus (European sardine), 3108 nucleotides. RefSeq names its product sterol 26-hydroxylase, mitochondrial. Bases 121 to 1758 code for a protein of 545 amino acids. Gene Ontology annotation, cellular component: mitochondrial inner membrane. Gene Ontology annotation, biological process: cortisol metabolic process; C21-steroid hormone biosynthetic process; glucocorticoid biosynthetic process. Lineage: Eukaryota; Metazoa; Chordata; Actinopteri; Clupeiformes; Clupeidae. The transcript is spliced from 9 exons. Gene Ontology annotation, molecular function: monooxygenase activity; heme binding; iron ion binding. The record is from RefSeq and is a predicted model, not a curated record.
UGUCAGUCGGAUAGGAGACUACCUUCACCCUCAUGAACAAGGAGCCAUUGUACAGUGCGUGUUGCCCAAGUCGGGUACUGUAGACUGUUUAGAUCGGUGCAGUUCCAGUGAAUAGGAAAGAUGUUCAGCAGGUCGUUGGUAAGGACAGGACUACUUGUCUGUAAACAGGACAGCAUUGUUGGGACGAAAUGCAUCCUGCCAGCCCUGAGCACCGGUGACAGACGACAGGGUGCGUCUUCGACGGCCGCUGUCAUAAAUGGAAGUAAAGUAAAAACGACGGAAGAUGGAAAUAAACUGAAAACGAUGGAGGAUUUAGACGGUCCCAGUUUCAUGACUUCUUUGUACUGGCUGUUUGGGAAAGGUUACUUUCAGACAACGCACCAAAUGCAAAUUGAGCACAGCAAGAUCUACGGUCAUCUGUGGAGGUCCAAGUACGGGCCGCUGGUGAUUGUGAACGUGGCCAGUGCGGAGCUGAUUGAGCAGGUGUUGAGGCAGGAGGGCCGGCACCCUAUCCGCACAGACAUGCCCCACUGGCGAAGCUACAGGGAGCUGCGGAACCAUGCCUAUGGCCCCCUCACAGAAAUGGGGGCGAAAUGGCAGAGAAUCCGAAGCAUUCUGAACCCCAGGAUGCUGAAACCCAAGCAUGUGUCGUCGUACACCAAUGCCAUCAACGAGGUGGUCAGGGACUUCGUCCAGAAGGUGGACUGGCUCCGGAAGACCACAGGAGACGGUGUUGUGGUCAAGGAUUUAGCAGGGGAGCUGUAUAAGUUUGCUUUUGAAGGCAUUUCCUCCGUGCUGUUCGAGACGCGUCUGGGCUGCCUAAAUGAAAAGGUUCCAGAGGAGACGGAGAGGUUCAUCUUCUCCGUGGGGGAGAUGUUCCGCCUCUCCCCCAUCAUCGUGCUCUUCCCCAAGUCCCUCUGGCCUUACCUGCCCUUCUGGAAGCACUUUGUGGGCGUCUGGGACCACCUCUUCACUGUUGCGGAGGACCUGGUCCAGAAGAAGAUGGAGGAGAUCCAGGAGCGUGUGAAGAGCGGGGAGCCCGUGGCCGGAGAGUACCUGACGCACCUGCUGGUCAGCGAGCAGAUGUCCGUCCACGAGGUGCUGGGGAGCAUCACGGAGCUGCUGCUCGCCGGAGUGGACACGACGUCCAACACCAUCUCCUGGGCGCUGUACCACAUGGCGAGCGAGCCGGAGAUCCAGGAGAAGCUGUACCAGGAAGUGGAGAGGAUCUGCCCCGGAGACCAGGUGCCCACCAGCGACGACAUCGCCAGAAUGCCCCUGCUGAAGGCCAUUAUCCGAGAGACGCUUCGGUUAUACCCUGUGGUGCCCGGGAAUGCCCGCAUCACUGUGGAGAAUGAGAUUGUGGUGGGCGGACAUCGCUUCCCCAAAAAGACCCUGUUCCACCUGUGCCACUACGCGGUGUCGUACGACGAGAAGAUCUUCCCGGAUCCGCACGCCUUCCUGCCCGAGCGCUGGCUCCGCGGCGCCGACAAGCAGCUCAACCAGCACCCCUUCGGCUCCGUGCCGUUCGGGUUCGGCAUCCGGGCCUGCCUGGGCCGCCGCGUGGCAGAGCUGGAGAUGUACCUGGUCCUGUCACAGUUGAUAAAACAUUAUGAAGUACGCCCAGAUCCUACUGGACAAAUCGUCAAGCCAAUCACACGGACUCUUCUGGUCCCGGCGACACCCAUGAACUUGCAGUUCUUGGACAGGAGAGCAGCAGAGGCGGAGCCAAGAGAAGCUACGCAAGCGGCCAUAUGAACUACUGUAUGUCCGCACGCAUUCCACACACAGCGUGGAAGUAAAACAAACUGUGUAUAUUAGUUGCUAACUGGAGAUUUGAAAAGUCUAAACCCACGCAGUCUCUAUGCGCUGGCAGAAGAUCCACUGUAUUGAUUGUGUAGUGCACAGUUUAAUGCUGCUACUCUAUAACCACUCUCGCCACUACUCACUGGCUUUGACAUUUGGGUUGACUGCCAACAGGGGGUGCUGCUGAGCACUGGCAAAUAAUCUUUUAAAGGGACACUUCACCGAUUAGCAUUAAAGGGACACUUCACUGAUUAGCAUUAAGCUUUGUAUCUUUAGGAAACCAGUCAUGUUUUUUGAAUGGUCGUGCAUCAUUCCCUCAGUUUGCCUUGAGAUGGGAGAAAUAUGGAUUUCAAUGUAACUCACGAACAGGACUUCCUGCUUUCAAUGAUGUAAAAUUAUGAUUUUUACAUUAUUGAAAGCAGGAAGUCCAACAUUGAAAUCCGUAUUUCUCCCAUCUCAAGGCAAACUGAGGGAAUGAUGCACGACCAUUCAAAAACAUGACUGGUUUUCUAAAGAUACAAAGCUUAAUGCUAAUCGGUGAAGUGUCCCUUUAAGCUGGAUAAUUGUAUUUCUGUGUUUUUUGAUGCUCCCUGAUGGACCUGUUGCCAGAAGACCUUUGUUAUACAAAGGGAAAAGACAUUCUUUACUGUUGUGACCACUUUAAUGUUUUCAUUAUUUUUACUUUGUAAAUAUAGCUACUUAUUUCAAUUCUGUAACUAAUUGUUUUAUUGAGUGGCAAAGGCGGACAUCCCAGGUUCAGAGGGUAAAGGUCCUGUCAAGUAUUUGAUCCAACCAUUUAGUAAACCAGCUCAUCCUAAUUAGCAGCCAGGUAGAUCAGAUAAUUAGUGAUAUCACCUGUGUUAACUGCACAGGUUGAACGAAUACUGUAUAUGGUAGGAUUUUUACUUUCUGGAACCGGGAUGUCUGCCUCUGUUGAAUGGUGACCUGGACUGGAUGAUAGUAUGGCCCCACUUACCUUUUUGUUUCCUGUUCUCUGCCCACUAAACAAGACUGUGCUUAUACUGUGGGCCAAUCCUGGGCAUUUUAGUUAUAUAUUUGUCUGAGGACCUAAAAUGUGCCUUUAAGAAUGUGAAUACCGUAUGACUUGAAUGUGGGUCCAGCAAGCACAUGGAUGCACCUUGUUUAUAGGCCAACGCUACUGACAUUUACCCUUAACGCUGCCAGUGAAUGUUAAACAUUUAUAGUAAUAGUAACCUCUUAUCAUGUGGUCAUAAACCAGGUAAAACAGUAUUGUUCAUGAUUAUAAUUUUUCAAAAAUUAAAUUAUAUUUUAUGAAUGUUA